Messenger RNA from Dermacentor andersoni, 764 nucleotides. It is a transcript of the gene LSm3, whose product is annotated as U6 snRNA-associated Sm-like protein LSm3. Gene Ontology annotation, molecular function: RNA binding. The record is from RefSeq and is a predicted model, not a curated record. NCBI's taxonomy places the organism in Eukaryota, Metazoa, Arthropoda, Arachnida, Ixodida, Ixodidae. Gene Ontology annotation, biological process: mRNA splicing, via spliceosome.
UCGAAUCGGCUUCGAAUCGAAUCACAGACUGCGGGCAUGUGACCAAAUCCACGUCGACAUUUCUUUCAGCAGUCCACGAGCACACGCGCACGGAAAAAAAUCGGCACAGUCAACGCACGCAGUCAACGACACUGGCGCGAUUACGCGGUUGGGUUGCCCCUGUUUUUAGCGAUAUUCGCUUUUAGUUUUGCGUCCUUUUCGCCGUUGCGCGCAACUGCCGCUCAAGUUUGGUGGGCGCUCGUGUCGCAACUUGGCUAAACCAUUGGCUAAACUUGGCACCUGGCUAGAACACCCGCACAGAAAAAACCGGAAGUGGCAUUUUGUGGAUCUUUAGAGCAGCUUCCGGCAAACCGCGCAACGCUCGCCGUACGACAGACCGAUGGCUGACGACGCUGAACAGACUCCCGCAACUGCGGUGGAGGAGCCGCUCGACCUGAUCCGGCUGAGCUUGGAUGAGAAAAUCUAUGUGAAGAUGAGGAACGAGCGGGAAUUGCGCGGUAGAUUGCACGCGUACGAUCAGCAUCUGAACAUGAUCCUGGGCGAUGUAGAGGAGACUGUGACCAGCGUGGAAAUUGACGAAGAAACCUACGAGGAAGUGUACAAGAGUACCAGGAGGUCCAUUCCUAUGCUGUUUGUACGUGGAGAUGGCGUCAUAUUGGUGUCUCCUCCAGUCCGAACAACAACCUGAAUGCACAUUGUGUGUUCUGAAGUCAGCUUGAACCAUGGUCAUGAUCACUCAAUAAAUGUAAGCGUUCACAAAAGAA